This is a messenger RNA of Brienomyrus brachyistius, 13771 nucleotides long. RefSeq names its product trinucleotide repeat-containing gene 18 protein-like. The record is from RefSeq and is a predicted model, not a curated record. Gene Ontology annotation, molecular function: chromatin binding. Lineage: Eukaryota; Metazoa; Chordata; Actinopteri; Osteoglossiformes; Mormyridae.
GAGCCAAAGUGUUUACAUUGAAAUGAUCGGCACUUGAAUUGGCCAAUCGCCGGCGCUGUUGCAGAAUUUGUCUGGCUGGGCUGAAAGAGGCGGAGCUUGUAAAACAAUGCUUGUUUCAUUGCCUAACAGUUUACCGAGAUCUACAGAGAGGGACUUGCAAGGGUCUUUUUUAUACUCAGUGCUGGGCUACAUGUUAUCUGCGGAUGGUCUGUAAAUGGAGUAUCCAAUUUUUUUCUUGCAGACUUGUGGAUUUAACAUAAGCAGUAGUUUUUUUUUGAAAAAGUGUGACUCGCCUCUUCAAGGAAGAACUCGGUGUUUUACGACAGUAAAACGCUCUCGUUUUGUGAAACAAAACCCUUGGAUUAACCAUUACUAUAAAUGCUUCACAGUAUCUUAAAAAGGCGGGCAACUGUUUACAAAAUGGAACGUGACUCUAAGAAUCGUUUGCAAAUUGCAAAAUAUAUCAUCAAUAUUCUUUGAGAAACAGGCCCUUUCAAGAUGGGACGGCUCUUUUGAAGUUUUUUUUCCGUAUAUUCUUAGGGCAGCAAAAUGCCGGAUACAGAGAGUGAUGUACCGGGAUAUGUCGGGACUGUUUAACGGUGGAUUUUUUUCUCUCUUGGGGAAAUUCUGAUCGGAAUAUUUCUUUUAUCACGUUAGUCUGCUCUGUAUAAUGGAUGGCCGAGAUUUCGGACCCCCCAGAUCAGUUCACGAACCCCCUCCUUUGCUCUCGGGGCUGGCUAUGGAGUCGCAUCGGCUCGGUGCGGCUGCUGGAGCCGGCAGAAUACCUCCGUCCUCCGGCCACUUAGGCGCGGGGCACCCGGCGAAUCUAUAUACUGGAAAAUAUUUGCCAACUGCCAUUAACCUCCACUCUCAUCACGGUGAUGCCUUUCCAGGUGGCUCCACCUCUUUCCUCGGUGGCUAUGUAAGCUCCACCCACCCACAUGGGGCCCCCACCCCCUUGGCGUCAGAGUCCUCCUUCAGAGCCCCCAACCCCGCCGGUCUACCAAUGACGCAGCUCUGGCCGUCCCACCCCCACGAAGGCUUCCCCCCCCUACCCAGUGGCCUCUACCCCAGUCCCUAUCUCCCCCUGGCCCCCCUGGAGGCCCCUGGUAGCGUCAGCGUCCUGCACGCCCAACUGGGACCGCACAUGCUCUUUGAAUCGCAGAAAGAUGGCUUCUACCUGCCUGGGCACAGCACGCCGGCCACCCUGCACUCCCAGCCCUCCCUGUCCCGGACCCCUGCAGUACCCCUGUCCACAUCGCUGUCCCGGGAGAAGGACGUCAUCCUCCCAGGCAAAGGCUCCAAGGACGCAGGCAGGGAGAAGUCGCACAAGGGUGAGACGGGUGGGACUCUGCCACGCCGGGACAGGGAGAAGCCACGGGAUGAGGGCCGGCCACUCAGCGUGGUGGACCUGACCCAGGACCGGCCCGAGGAGGAGCGCCGGCCCCCUCACUCCUCACCAUUCUUCCCCGAGCCUGCCAUUGAGCCCAAGCCCAGGAUCCCCGCUCCACCACCUCCUUUGGUCGCCUGCAGGACUAUUGUCCCCCCCUCCAAGUACCUGGGACCUGAGCCUGAGCGGUGUUCCAGGACCGCAGGUUCCGACGAAGAUGACAAGCUGCGGAAAUGCGAACUGGCAACACGCGUGCCCUGUGUCUGCCCCUCCCCCCACGGCACGCCUGCCCCGCCCCCUCCCCGGCUGCCGCCACCCGGCCUCUUCCCCCUACAUGGCACCGCCAAAGAGCACAGAAUCAUCGCCCCCACGUUCGUGCCUUCUGUUGAGGUUUACGAUGAGAGGAGUGGCCCCAUUCAGAUCGCCUCCCAGGCCCGGGACCGGUCCGGGGAGCGGGAGUGCAGCCGGUACGAGCUAGGGCGGCACCCCCAUGCACCCGAGCCGCUGCGUGAGGAGGGCUCCGUCAUCAGGGCCAACACUGCCGCCUUGAAGAGAUUGGCAGCGCCGGAGGCGUACCCGAAGAAAGCAGGCCACAGCCCUGAAGGCAGUUUCAAGGAGGCGAGUAGAGUAGGGCCAGAGUCGGAGCCUUGGAACCCAGAGCGGGAGUGGCCACAGAGGGCACCGACGAGGGAGGCCAACAAGGUUGCCCAUGGCGCGGAGCCGUCCCAGCAGAAGCCUUUCACCUCACCGGACCUCAAGUGGAAGCCCUUCGAGAUGGGCAAUUUCGCCUCAAGCCAGAUGGCAGCGCUAAUCGCCCAGCAUGGGCAUUCGGGACGGCCAGAGGAGGAUGGAAAGAAGACCUACCUGGACCCUCCUGCGACGUCUCGGCCGGCCGGGUCCGGCUCCGAGGGCGAGGUGUCCGCCAUGCAAAGCCUGAUCAAGUACAGCGGCAGCUUCUCGCGGGACCCGGCCCGCCUGACCUCCGACUCCAAGAACCCCUUCGGGGGCCUGGGCAGCGUGAAGGUGGAGGCAGGGGCCCUGGGCUCCUCCAGGGUGCAGCACCUGCCACCCCAGCAGCCCGCCAAGCAGCUGCGCCGGGACCCUGAGCGCCCCGACAGCGCCAAGUCCUUUGGCCGCGAGAGCAUCGGCCCCCAGGGUGAGGUGGAAGUGCGGCACCCCCCCGUGGGCAUCGCUGUGGCAGUGGCUCGGCAGAGAGACAGCAGCGGAAAGCCCGGCAGCAUCAAAGCCUCGGGCCGCACGGAGGACGACAGGGCUGACGAGCGUGCCCGUCACCGUGACGACCGACUGCUGGCCGGCCGCCUGGAGAGAGAGCAGGAAAAGUUGCUACGGGAGAGUAAGGAGCUUGCAGAAUAUACGCAGAUGCCCCCCCCAGUGGCCUCUGCCAGCUCCCUGAACCCCAACCUCAUGGUGACUGGCGGCCCAGCCCUCGUUGGUGCCGGCCGCUGGCCCGCGGACCCCUCCUCCCACUUGGCCACUCACCCCUGGGUGCCCCGUGCUGGCGCUCCCCCCAUGUGGCUCCCCGGAUCACACUACGGUCUGGGACCCCACUCCCUGCACCAGGGCCUGCCCCCCGCCUACUCACCCACCCUACCUGGCUCCAUCCCGCCCCCGUACCAGUUCACCCGGGACCCCCAGUCGGGCCAGCUACUGGUCAUCCCCACCGAACACCUGCCUCACUACGCGGCCGAGCUUAUGGAGCGGGCUCCCCCACUCUGGUCUGCCAUGUACCCCCCGGCGGGCGGCGCCCUGCAGCACGCGCACCAGCUGCAGCUCCUCUCACAGCAGCAGCUGUUGCGGCAGCAGGAGCUCUACAUGAUGCAGCAGCAGGCGGCGCAGGUCAUGCAGAUGCAGCACAGCGCACACUUUGCGGAGAGAUUAAAACCAAGUGAGCAGCAGGCUGACCUGGAAGACAAGCCAGCCAAGCGGAGCAGCGACGGGCCCAAGCAGGGUCUGGGUGCAGCCGCGGCGCCGGCCCUGAGCUCCCGGAAGCCUCCAGCCCCCCCCUGCUCCCCAACAGCCUCCACCUCGUAUGCCAAGGCCCUGCUGCCACUGCCCGCCCUCCCCUCACCCAUCUCCAGCCUCAAAUCGGAGAGCCGGCCCAAAACGGAGAAACUCCUCCACCACCAAAUGUACUCGCACGGCCCCACACCGGUCCCACACCCCCCCAGCCCCGGCUCCGCCUCACCCCCACCUGCUCCCCCCAUACCCCCCAAGGAGGAGUCUGUGGAGGAGGCUGAUAAAAAGGAGCUGGACCUUCAGAAACAAGCGUCAGCCCCAUUCCAGACCCUCUACUCCGAAAUCCGUCCCAGCUACCCCUACCAGCCCAUAACCCCCCCAUUUGGCAGCCAUUACCCGUAUGUGCUUCAGCCGGCUGCGGCCGCCGAGGCCGACGGCCUGGCCCCUGAUGUGCCGCUGCAGGCCGGCGAUGAUGUCAAGCCCGCGAGGCUCUGCUCUCCGCAGAUGGUGGAGCCCCGGCCGGCAUCCCGGUGUGAGCCGGAGGAGGAGGAGCACGCAGCCCUCAAGCAGGAGCCGGGUAUGGAGGACAGCGAGGAAGGGCUGGCCCAAGGGGCACUGGUGUCGCACUGUGACAGGACAGCCUCUCCGCCUGCUGAUCGGGACAUCUCGCCCUGCCUCGAGGGACUCCCCGUGGCUCCCAUGAUGCCAGACUGCGAGGAGGACCUGGGGAAUGGGGGUGACAUGAAGGUGGAGGAUGUGGCCAUCCUAAGUUGCAAGGCUCCAGCCUGCUCUUCCCCCCUGGACACCCCCCAGGGAGAUGAAUUGUUAGGCUGCUAUACCAAGUCCCCGGCCUGCAGCCCCGCACUGCACAUGCCAGCCCAGGUGGGCUCUCUUACCGAGGAGGCCAGUCUUGGGACCCUUGACGUGAACGCCCCCUUCUGUGACGGCCCACUCUCCCUGCACCACCAGCCAUCCUCCGCUCCUCCUCUCGACAUCACGGCCGAGGACCCAAUGGCAGGCAUGAUCGCACUGGUGGCAGCCAGUGAGCUGCCCCAGGCGAUGUCCUCCCAGGCUGGCGCCGCCCUGCUGGAGCCCGGUGCCCUGCAGGGGAUGGCCCUCCUAAGCGACUUGGCUGCGCUGGAGCUGGAACGGCAGCGGGGAGAUGACCUGGGCAUGACGGCACCCUCUGCUCUAGAGAGCCUCCUGGCGGCCAGCAGGCAGGUGCUGCUAGAGGCAUUGGAGAUGCCCCCUCCAGUGAGCCUCCGCCUCCCAAGAGAGCUUGACCCCAACAAGAAAUACAGCUGGAUGCAGAAAAAGGACGAGCCGCUGUUUUCCAAGUCUGGCUUGGAGGGCAUAGAUGCCAUGGAGGUGGACUUCCGCAUGAAGCUGGCCGAGCUGCAGAGGAGGUACAAGGACAAGCAGAGGGAGCUGGGGAAGCUGCAGAGACGCCGUGACAGCGAGGAGAAGCCGGAUGAGAGGAGCAGGUGCCUGGCCAGGAGGGGCCCAGGGAGGCCCCGAAAGAGGAAACGCAGCCUGUCGUCAUCCACUGGAAAGCCGGAUGGCAAGUGUGGAAACUUUGGCCGUACCUCCCUCUUGUCUGAAGAUUCGGAGACGGGGGAGAUCCUGAGGAAACGCUUCCAGGGCACAGGUCGUGAGGAGGAUGAGGAGCUGGAAGGUGGAGUCUUGAAGACGAAGAGGAAGAACAGGAGCUGGAAUGAUCCGGAGGUUUUGUUGAGCUGUUCUCAGGAGAUGCAGAGUAAAAGCUCAAAGAAAAGGAGACUUAGCGAGCAGGAGUUGGCGACCAAGCUGGACAAGGCCUUGUCACUGACCAAGCUCAGCAAGAUCAACAAGCAUCCGUUUAAGUUUCUUGAGUGCCCCUCAGGGAAACCCCGCAUGAGCUCCAGUAGUUGUGGCAGGCUGCCUUCGCUCCAAGAAAUGGACAUGAAAGCGAGGGUGGGCAAGCAGGCGCUCUCAAAAGGCCUGGGCAUCUACGAGAAGCCUUCCAAGGGAGGUAAAAACAAAAUGGCUGCCAAAAGGAAGCACAUUGGUGAAAGCCACAAGCUGAAAGGUCAGAGUAAAGCAUCCUUCUCUCCGGCUCGCUCCGAAGUUAGCAGCUACUCCAACAACACGGACUCGGAAGAAGAGGACAAGUCUAUAAAAGCCGGGUGGCUGUCCCGGUCCGUUUUGGGCCGGCCUAACUCUCUGGCCCGGGGGUCCAGCCUGAGCAGCUCCGGGUCCCGCAAGAGUCACACGUCAUGGAAGAGGGGCACAUCGUCGGGGACUGUGAAGCCAAAACGGGAGUUGGGCAAGACGAAACACAAGCACUUUGCUUUGCUCCUGCGGGAGGCUGAGGCGUACUCCUCCGAGGACUCGUUCGACCAAGAUUACUUCUCGGAUAAGGAGGACUAUGACGAGGAAGAGGACGAGGAGGAGGAUGAGUUUGGGCUGGACGGGAGCGAUGGGCUCUGCUCGUCCUCGCUGGAGGAGAGCGGCCUGGGUAUGCUCGCUCGCUUCGCUGCCAGUGCCAUCCCCAGCCCUGUCACGCCCACGCCGCUCUCCAUUAUUCAGCUGGAGGCCAAGCAGAAGGCAAGGAAGAAGGAAGCAAGGCAGAGCCUUCUGGGUACGGAGUUUGAGUACACAGACUCAGACAGCGAUGUCAAGAUCCGUAAGAACUUCCCCUCACUGCUUCACGGGAAGAGGGCACCCCCUGAGCUGCCCCUCCUGCCCCCUGCCAGCGCCCGGCGUGAGGAUGCCAGCCCCUUCAGGCUGAAGGCGAUCGGGGGGCGGGGCCGGCGGCCCAAGAGGCUGCGCUCGCCGCGGGAGUCCAGCCUGGAGCUGGGGCCGGACGCCAGCGACGAGGACCCCUGGGCGCGCCGGCGCAGCGAGCGCAUCUUCCUCCACGAUGCCACCUCCCCCCCGGCCAAAAGCCCCCCACCUCUUCUCCCCAAAGCCAUGCGCUGUCCAAGGAAGGAGGCCGCCACGUCCCGUGAGCUCAAGGAUGCAGGAAAGAAAAAAAAGGACCCGGAGCGCCCCCUGAGCAUGUCCCCCCCGCCGUUGAGCAGCACCCCCGUGGAACCCCUCCCUGCCACGCCUGGAUCCCCCGUCUGCCUGGGUCGUAAGGGCAGGACCAAGUCCAAGCAGGGGGAGAUCAAGAAGGAGCAGCCUCGGGGGAAAGGCGGGGCCGUCAGCAAGCUGAUGGAGAGCAUGGCUGCCGACGAGGACUUCGAACCCAGCCAGGACAGCAGCUUCUCAGAGGAUGAGAACCUUCCGCAGGGGGCACCCUUGGACCGGCCUAGCACCCCCGCCCCCCAGAACUGCGUGAUCGAUAAGGAUGGUCUAAAGGACGGCCUGAGGGUGCUCAUCCCCAUGGACGACAAGCUGUUGUACGCCGGCCACGUCAGCACUGUGCACUCACCAGACAUAUACAGGGUGAUGGUGGAGGGCGAGCGGGGAAACCGACCCCACAUCUACUGCCUGGAGCAGCUGCUGCAGGAAGCGAUUAUCGACGUGAAGCCUCCAUCCGUGAGGUACCUCCCUGAAGGCACCCGCAUCGCUGCUUACUGGAGCCAGCAGUACCGCUGCCUCUACCCGGGCACUGUUGUCAGGGGAAACCCGGACGGGGACGAGGACGACGACUUGAUAACCGUGGAGUUUGAUGACGGGGACACCGGGCGGAUCCCUCUGUCUCACAUCCGCCUCCUCCCCCCCGACUACAAGAUCCAGUGUGCGGAGCCAUCUCCUGCUCUUCUGGUACCCAGCACGAAGAGGCGGGGCAGGAAGACCAGCAAGGACGUACCGGAGAGCAAAGAGGUUGAGUCGCGGGUCCCGGAGGAGGCUACCCCGAAAAGCCGGGGGAGAAAACCCAAGCCGAAGCCGGAGCCAGAGACCAUUCCGGAAGGGCAAGAUAAAGCAGCGGGUUCCUCUUCCUCAGAUACCCAGACGAAGCCCCAGGUCUCUGGAAGACCAGGACCUAGGCCGGGUCGAAAAUGCCAGGAGGCUGGGACAGCCAGGUCCUCUGUCCUGAUGUCUGGUGGACGACAGAAGAAAGCUGCAGGAGUGAAAGCUUGCACCAAAGCGUACUCCCAUCUGCAGCCUGUCUACACUGCUCCUAUGUAUGGGAAGGUCCUGCCGGUCGAUAUAUUUGCAGACUCUGCCGGUUCCCUCGGCUCCUUCGUACCAAAUAACGAAGGCGGUGGAACGGGGAAAGUCAGAUCGGUCAAGAGAGGAAAGAACAGUGAAGAUCCCCCCGAGGGUGGGCUUGGAACAAAGCCGCAGAGGAAAGCGCCUCAGGCUGAGAUUAUGAUCAAGCUGGACCACGAAGGCGUGAUGUCUCCCAAAACCAAGAAGACCAAAGCCCUGAUGAUGAUGGAAGACCAGAGCCUGUCCAAAAAAGAGCACAAGACCACGAUGGGCAUAGCGUACGGUGCCGUCCUUCCAGGGGAAACUCCUCAGAAAUCGCCCAAGGCUAAAGCUUCAGAUCUAGAUGUUCCCAAGAUGGGAAACGUUUCAGCCUAUAACAUUAGAGAGCUGGGAAGCGGGGGGGAUGGGCAGGCAAAGGCCAAGGAUGCCCAAGCGAACGAGGACGCAGAGUCUGAGAGCAGUAGCAGCAGCAGCAGCUCCAGCUCCAGCUCUGAGUCAGAAGGUGAUGAAGAAGAGAGAUCGCAGAAAAAGGAGACGCAGGAGGACGCAACUUCCAGCAGCUCCCGUGCCUCCAGUCCCGCCUCCAACUCGUCCAGCUCUUCUACCAGCAGCUCCUCAUCAUCAUCCUCUGGCUCCACCUCCUGCUCAUCAUCCUCCUCUUCAUCGUCGUCGUCGUCAUCCUCCUCCUCAUCCACGACCGACGAGGACUCUUCCUGCAGCUCCGACGAGGAGGCCCUAACCUCCCCCCAGACGUCUUCCAUGGCACAGCAGGCGUCACCCCAAAUGGGAGACCAGCAGUCCACAAAACCUCAGGCUGCUUCAUCUCCCCCCACCUCUAAAGGUCCAAGGCAGCAAGCUCCACAGAAGCAGCAAGGCAGUGGAAGGGCCAAGAGGCGCGAAGGCAUCCAUCUCCCUACUACCAAGGAGCUAGCCAAGAGGCAACGUCUGCCCUCUGUGGAGAACAGACCCAAAAUCUCUGCCUUUCUUCCAGCUAGACAGCUGUGGAAGUGGUUCGGUAAACCAACACAGAGGCGUGGAAUGAAAGGAAAGGCAAAGAAGCUUUUUUACAAAGCUAUCAUGCGCGGGAAGGAGAUGAUCCGCAUCGGAGAUUGCGCGGUGUUUCUUUCUGCCGGAAGACCCAACCUGCCAUAUAUUGGGCGCAUCCAGAGCAUGUGGGAGUCCUGGGGGAACAAUAUGGUGGUCCGAGUGAAGUGGUUCUACCAUCCCGAGGAAACUAACCCUGGGAAAAAGCUUCACGAAGGAAAGAACUGGGAUCAGAAGUCCUCAAGGGGGCUCCCUGCAGCUCUGCAAGCCUCCAACCAGAGGAAGGACUUCAUGGAGCGUGCUCUUUAUCAGUCAUCGCACAUCGAUGAAAAUGAUGUCCAGACGGUCUCUCACAAGUGUCUGGUAGUCAGCCUGGAGCAGUAUGAGCAGAUGAUCAAGACAAAGAAGUACCAGGACAGUGAAGAUCUUUACUACCUUGCUGGUACUUAUGAACCCACCACAGGGAUGAUCUUCAACACAGAUGGGGUGCCCAUCAUUUGCUGAGCUACCCAUAAACCCUCUUAUCACCUGUGACUCCUGAGAGCAGAGGUGUGGUGGUAUCUGGAGGGAAUGAAACCCAUUUCAUGAAAAAUAUUAUUCUAAGUUGUCAAAAUGUGUAGGAAUGAAUGUCCGGGAGCCACAGUGGAAUGGAGUUUACUUCUGGAACUGAGAAGUGUGGCUGAGUGUUAAGACUGCGAAGCUGACCCUCUCAGGGACAAAGGACUUUGUGUCGACUUGCCGAUUGAGUCAGAGGCUCCCUGAUUAUUUGCUCUCAGGGCAUUGCAACACAUCACACUGCGACUUGAAAUGUUUUUGAGGAAGUGAGAAUGAGGUCAAUGGCAGCUCAUUGCACGUAUGUAAAGAAAUAGUGUGCUCCUGGUGUUGUGGUGAUAUCCACAAGGAAAGUGGCUACCCGAGGGGAGGCUGAUCAGUACCUGUCACGAUUUCACGCCUAGUUUCCUUGAUUUUUUUUCCUACUGGCUUUCAUUGGUGAUAUCCAUCCUCCGGGCUUGAGAUCUCAUAGGACACUAUGACUCCAGCCUGACACCUGUAACGGCUUUGGGCCAGUGAAGGCCAAUAUCCUGGUAGACCCCCCACAGCUGAGGUCCGUUUGUCCCAGCAACCACCAGCAAACCUUGUCAGCAUGCAUCUGCAAGGCCCAGGGCCCCAUCUGUACCUAACCACCUUGGACCACUACCACCGGAUGAAAGGAACUGAUCUGCUGCUCAACAAAUAAGGUUGCAGUCUGGUUUGUUUCUCUGGCCUUUACCAUAUCAGGAUUCUUCUGGAGGAGAAACUAUGGACUGAAGCCUACAUAUCAUCUUAUACAGAAAUGUACAUUUGUAUUCUUUCACAGACUGCAGUGUAACAUCAAUGGCCUUCUGAAGACACUAAUCUGUGUUGUGAAAGGGGAACAAUGCUGACCCAAGCACUUACGGAGCCAUAGGAGAGUGAUAUUCCUCAACCCCCCACACACAAACCAGCCACGCCUGUUUUCAAAUUUUGGGAUUCUCUCAAACAUCUGCUUGAGUUUCAUGGGUGGUUACCUUACCGAAACGUAAACACUGAUUCCUUCCAGCCAACCUGGGGCAGGUGGAUGCAGCCGGACGGACUCCCCAGUGUCUUAACUGAGAGACGACAAAUGCUCCCUUUCUGAACUCAAGUUAAACUGGGCUGGAGGGGAGCUCAGUAUUUUGUGUGUAUACAUACAUAUAUAUAUAAAUAUAUAUAUAUAUAUAAGUGUAUUAUAUAUUUACGUACAGAUUCUUUUUUUAAAGAAAAGCUUUAUAAAACUGUGAAUAUAAUUUUAAAGGUAUGGAAGCCUAAGGUAGAGGGUAUUGCUUAAUCAAGUUGCUGGAUCCAGAUUUGGCUGCACAUUGCGGUAAGAAACUGUUGUCACAGAACACAAUACAGGGUUCUGCUUCAGGAGUCCUUAACAGUAUUUACUAGCUACUGUGGGUAAUGAGUACCAUUGUACCAUAGUGAGCACUUAGCUGUACUUCUUGGCCUUCUGUAGAUUUUUACAUUUUUUUUUUGUUUAAUGGACAAUUCCGAGUGUAGGUGGCUUUGUGUUAACGACCAGUCUGUCACUCUUCCCGUUGGAUCCAGAUCCGCUGAGGGAUUUGCACAAUGCUGUUCACCCAUAUUAUAACUUUUUUUUUUUCUUUUUCUUUUAACUAUGGUGUGUAGUGUCGACCACAGUAGUACACCAGUGACAAAACUAUUCUUGUAAAUUGUUGUUAUUUCUCUGGAAUGCUAUAAUUUUGUUUUUUAAUUAGGCCUUUCCGUUUUGACCUGCCUUUGGCCUCCCUGUUUUGGAUAAAAGCACUUUGAAUACAGUUGGAUGUCUGAAUGUUGCUAACCCAUGCAAGGUUUUGGUAUGCUUUAAACUUCUUGAGGAAUGUAGAAAGUGGUCUUUAUUUUUUUAUUUUUUUCCCCCCCCGGGCUUAAAAUUGAGGUGCACCUGCCUGAUCAAUUUGUCUUUUACUCAGUUCCUCUUUGCGGAGAAUCAGCCAGGUUGUAAUGAGAGUCUCUGCUUGCCUUAAACAUGGUGUCCCAGUGCCCUCGCUGGCAAGAGACACAGGUCUUUCUCAUCACAAUCAUACCCCUCCUUUGUCACUCGUCACCCAAAUCUGUGGUUCCGGAGCCUUUUUCUUUGUGUACUACUGUGUGUAGCACAGAUCCACUCAUUAGGUGACACAGUCAGAUGGCUAAGGUGUCCAUCUUCUGAGGAGGCGCCAGCUUAGCAUGUCGAUUUUGCUUCUUUUUUUGAUGGGAUGUGCUGGCAGUCUUGCCUUGGGUGCCACAUGGGCCUCAACCUGCACUCAUGAGAUUUACUUACCCAAAAUGUACCGAGGGCAGGUUGAAUAAUGAUUGGUUCAGAGAGAACCAAUCAGAUUGUAGAUAGUGGGUCCAAGCAACUAGAGGAGGCAGGAACAAGGCAUCCAAUUGGUUGGUCCUGCCUCCUCCUCGUGCUUGGACCUACCUCCUCUACAAUCUGAUUGGUUAUCUCUCUGAACCAAUCAUUUUUUUUCUCUGCCCUCCUACCCCUUUUGUGUAAGUGAAACUCCCAUGAGCUCAGUGUGCACUGCUUUCAUGCUGUACGUGAUUGCUGCAUUUCCAGUCAAUCAUCCUUUUUUGCCCUUGAAUCGGUUUUUAUAAAGUUGAGUGCAUGUCCUAAAUAAUUUUGCCGUCUACAUGCCUGAUUUUGUCCCAGUUGAUGAUUAGCCCAGGGGAUCCUGACGUGCAUUAAAUGUGUAUUUGCAGCUCAAAAAAGUGUCAGACUCACGAUCAAACAAACCCCAGUGGGGUGUUUGAGGUGGGGAGAUGAAUAAAGCCCAAGAUGUAAUCUGAGUAUUAAACCUAAUUGCCGUUGAGUUCCAAACUGGUACUGGCAGGUAGAUUUGGCAAGCUAGACACGUGCAAUUACUUCAAUAUAAAAAUACAUAUAACUUUGUUUUGUCAUGCCAGAAUAAAUGAAUGUGUUGACUCGUAUCCCAAAGGCGUUUACGCAAAUGUUUACUUGCAGAAAUACUUUAACCUGCAUCACGAAUCAUCGGUGUCCUUGAUUUUUAACACUAUGCAUAUCCCAUAAAGGCAUUUCUGCCGAGUAUUUUGGUUUUAUUGUUCCAUGUUAGUGGUAAUCUAGUAAAGCCACUCAGUUUGUUAGUAGCCUUGCUGGUAUUUGGUAGAAAGGCAGGUUAAGUCCUGUUGAGUAUUUACAGGACUGUCAGUCAAGAAAAGAAGUAUUUUUUAGAAACCCAAUGCUUUAAAGACGUUAAGCUAUUUUGUGAUAAAUCCAGUUGUAAAAGGAACCCGAAACCAGUUUUCAUCAGUGCCAAAUGAUUGUGUCUGAUUUGUUUUUCUUAGUGACUCCAGAGUACUUUGCAGUUGUUUACGUAAAUAUGCUUCUAAAAGUAUUUGGGUCUCUUCUUUCUUAAUCUAUGUGAUUUCUGCCCUUGAAGAAUGUUUCCCAAAGCUCAAUGCACUUUUACAAUCUAUUUGGAUGACGAAUGCUGCAGAAACGAAUGAUAUGGAAGUGGAGAAACCAUGAGUGAGUGAGGUACCUUUUAAAUAUUCUCAGCACUGUCCUUUCACCUGGACUUUUAAUCCUUGGUGCGCCCUUCCACCUGUGAGUGAGACGGUCUGUCCUGGUCUGCUGGAGCCUUUGUCCAAUCGGGAAGUGCUGCUCCUGUCAUUGUCAAUCUGUGAUUGGCUGCUUGCAGAUCAGGUGGCUGCAGGCCUCUGCUUAAUUAAUGUUAACCCUCUUGCUUCCUAUGGACUUUCCCAGGGUGCCCUGGUGCACACUCAUUUCAGAUGUGUCAGCAGCUCCCCCCCCCACCACCUGACAUCAGAGGCCUGGAGAGCGUCCUGCAGUGUGUGUGUGUGUGUGUGUGUGUGUGUGUGUGUGUGUGUGUCUAUAACAAGGCUCUUCAAAUCUAGCCCUUGAAUCCAAAUCCAGGCCUUGUGUUCAGUUCUACUAGGUAGUUAGUUUAAUAAUUACCGAUUCUGAUUGGCCAGAGGCUUCACACCUGGCUCACGGGAAGGAAGGCUGGAAAAUCAGCUGGGCUCGGACCUCAAGGACUGUGAUUUGAACAGCCUUGUUCUAUUAAGAGCUGUUUUCUGUCACAUCAGUGAUGUUGGAAGGCUGAAUUAUAAUUUUUUUUUUUUUGACAUUUCCGUCUCGUACUCUGUCCUAAACACUAAACGUGCAAUACUGCUGAUUUGGGUUUCGUGUGGCUGCUAGGGAGGAGUGGCGCCUUCACUGAGGGAUGAGUAAGCGAGAGAGAGCGAGCGAGCGAGCGAUGGAGAUAACCGUGGCGAGAGCAGGCUGGAGGCUGGACCUUGACCCCUUUUUAUUUGCCGUUUCUUCACCGUUAAUUAAGGUCCUGUUACAAAAAAUAAUAGUGAACCAAUGUUUAAAGAAUAAAAAAAAGAUUAUUUUGGAAAUAUAAAGCAUCCGCAUUUUAUAAAUUAUCCUUUUUUGAGAGGAGUGAUAAAUAUGAAUAUGCUACUUUGUAUAAACAUUUAAUCAUGUAAAAAUGAAUAAAUAAAAAACAUUAGAAAAUAUGAGAUGAAAUGUGGCUUGUGGUGUUUGUGUACAUAAAAUUUACUUACUUUUUUAUUACAAGUACUUCGAACGUGCGUUUCCAUUUUAAUUUGAAACCUUUCUAGUAACGGGAUUUUAUAGUUUGUUCAUCAAUAAAGAAAUGUAACAAA